Molecule: messenger RNA, 402 nt
Organism: Suillus subaureus
Lineage: Eukaryota; Fungi; Basidiomycota; Agaricomycetes; Boletales; Suillaceae
Exons: 1
Source: RefSeq, a predicted model, not a curated record
CUGGUCCCUCCUUGGCCAACACUGGCAUGGAAAGACAUUGUCGAAUAUAGCUUCCUUGGCAAGUUUGACCUCUUGCAGCACUCAUGUACUGACAUCCAUGAUCAUGAUUGGACUACACCUGCUCAUUGUGAAGCCACCAUGAAAUACUUCAAGCUUCAAUAUGCUUGUGAAGAAAUUCAGCAUCUCAAUGUUGAAGUCCAUCGUCUACACACAGCAAUUCACAAUGAAGAAGUUAAAACUGUUGCAACCAUUUGUUGGCUCCUGGAGAUAGAUCACAUGCUGGCACUGGAGUUGAAAUGUCGUUAUCAAGUGCAUGCUGCAGUCAAUGCCAUUGUGGGAAACACAACAAGAAGAGAACUGGAAAGUAGCCUUCUAAAGCUGGGUCAAAUGUGCUAUGCCUAG